Messenger RNA from Quercus lobata, 942 nucleotides. RefSeq names its product AP2/ERF and B3 domain-containing transcription factor At1g50680-like. The transcript has a single exon. The record is from RefSeq and is a predicted model, not a curated record. Gene Ontology annotation, biological process: regulation of DNA-templated transcription. Gene Ontology annotation, molecular function: DNA-binding transcription factor activity; DNA binding. Lineage: Eukaryota; Viridiplantae; Streptophyta; Magnoliopsida; Fagales; Fagaceae. The coding region runs from base 1 to 942 and encodes 313 amino acids.
AUGGUGGUGGAGACUCCACUCUCGGAUGAUAAUCCAAAAAAUGAGAAUCCGAGUAGUUUUAGUGGAGGCUCCGCCUCUAGAUUCAAAGGAGUAAUGCCUCUGAGCAGUGGUAAAUGGGGUGCACGGAUCUCCCAUAAGUACAAGCCAUAUUGGCUUGGGGCACAUCAGAAAGAGGAACAGGCAGCCAGGGCUUAUGAUAGAGCAUCCAUCAAGCUUCAAAGGCGUGAUGCCCCCCUCAACUUCCCUUGGACUAAUUACUCUGAUCAAGAGAGCAUAUUCCAAAGCCAGUACUCAAAUGAGGAAAUUCUGAACAUGAUCAGGGAUCAAACUUACUCAUCCAAGUUCAAAAAGUUCCGAUCAAAUCAUUCCUCGGUUAAGGGAAAUCCAACAUGUAACUUAAUGAAUGAUCAAGGAAUCUCAUACCAGUUACUCUUUCAGAAGGAAUUGACCCACAAUGAUGUUGCCAACAAGAAUUUACUCAUCCCAAAGGAAUUUGCAUUGAAAUACUUCCCACCACUUGCUAUCAUCGAUUCAGACAAAAAUGAAGAGAGGAGAGAGUCCAUCAAAUUAACCUUCUAUGAUAAACAUUGUCGUUCAUGGACUUUUCAAUAUUCAUUUUGGAAGAGUUCCAAGAGCUAUGUUUUCACAAAUGGCUGGAGUCACUUUCUCAAGAUGAAUAACUUGAACCAUAAAGACAUUGUCUUUUUCUACAGAUGUGAGAAUGAAGAGAACAGUGUGUUUUACAUGAUAGAUGCACAGCCAAAAAAUGUGGAAAAUUCUGUCUCUGGUGGGAAUAUGGGGCAGGAAAUGGGUUUAAAAGGAAUCAUUAACAAUGGCCUAGAUGCUGCUAGCAUGAGACAAGAGGAGGCAAAUAAAGUGCUCAAACUAUUUGGUGUGCAGAUUGGUUACUUAAACCACCAAGCUUCCCAUCAACUCGUUUGA